UGAAGAGGUUUAAAAGCAUAUCGCGAGCGCAAGUAUCAGCAGUCGAAGAGGAGGAGCCUAGGUGAGCUCAUUAGGCGCAACCACUGUCUACUUCAUCUGCGAGUACACUGAGGUUAAUUUUAGCUUGUACUCAAGAAGACUUAACAAUGAACGUAACUCCUGGUGAGCCUAAAGGCCUUGCUACAAUAAAGGGCGUCGACGGUAAAACCAGAGGAGGACAGAGAGGAAGACUUUAUCCUGAUGGACUUGGUAGCAGUUUCGAAGAAACGGCAAUUUGCGUCGGGCAGUUCCUGAAGACGAUUCUGAAGGCGGGACGAGAGAAGUCAGUGAUUCAGUGGAAGUCGGAGGCGGAGAAGGGCGGCAAGUUCGAGGUCAAAGAUUUCGGAAAGUUGUCCGAACUUUGGGACGAGAGCGAGGAGAAGGCCGGUCUGCGGAGCGAGGAGGCGGCGAAGUCUGGGGAAACUUCUGAACCUUCGGAAGAGAAGAAGAAGAAGAUGGAGAAGGAGGUGGAUCCCUACCGCUUGGAGGAGGUGGUCAGGAACGCCUGCGAAGCUGGAGUUCUCCAGAAAGUUGCUGACGAAGGAGAGCAUGUCUACAUUUUUGGAACAAACACGUCUAAUUAGAAUUACCAGCUGAAGUGUCCAUGUUUCUUUAGCCAGCAAUGACAAAAUUAGUUUUAAUUCACUAAGAUUUUGAAGUCAGUUCUCAACGGCUUUCAGUUUUGUAACUUCGAGAAUAAUAAAGAUCAAAAGACCAUU
Molecule: messenger RNA, 758 nt
Organism: Macrobrachium nipponense
Lineage: Eukaryota; Metazoa; Arthropoda; Malacostraca; Decapoda; Palaemonidae
Exons: 6
Coding region: 147-623 (158 amino acids)
Source: RefSeq, a predicted model, not a curated record